AUGGCGGAAGAUAAAACCAUCACAGUAUCGUUUUUUGCCGAAGACGGAUCUGCUUUAGGUCCAUCUUCUUUGAUUCUACCUUUUAAAACCAGCGUAGCAGACCUUCAAGAACUCUGUAAUCAGUUUCUGGAGAACGACGACGAUCCAUUGCCAAUUCAGUUUCGAUCUGAAGAUGGAGCCGAGAUUAUUGACUCUUUGGCUAGCAGUAUUCCUGAAGAUGCUAUUAAUGAUGAACAGGUACGGUAUUGUUAUUACAAGAUUUUGAACUUGUUAUCUAUUAAUCGGACUACACAAUGUUUAAAGUAUUGAAAUGACUGUAAGUUUGAUUUUUUUAGGGUAUUAAACUUAUUUACAUGCCUCAAGCGCUGUUCAAAGUAAAUCCUGUAACUAGAUGUACAUCAACAUUGCCAGGCCACAGCCAGCCAGUCAUUUCGGUUCAGUUUUCCCCAGAUGGAAAGUAAGUUUUUGCAUUUUUAUUUAUUUUUUGUUUAGAAGCCUUGCCUCAGGAUCUGGAGACACAACUGUAAGGUUAUGGGAUUUAAAUACAGAGUUACCAUUGAAGACAUGCCAAGGACAUAAACAUUGGGUCUUGUGCAUAAGUUUUAGUCCAAAUGGCAAGAAGUUGGCUUCAGCUUGCAAGAACGGAGAGGUAAGUUUAAGGAAUUGAUGCUUUUCUUGUAAUAAACAUUUAUUUAUUUUUCUGGACUCAAUAUGUCUUUCAACCAUCGGAAUAUGCCAUAAUAUAUCGGGACUUUUCAGAUAUUUUUGUGGAACACCGAGACUGGUGCUCAACUUGGCCGAAAGCUAACUGGCCAUAAACAGUGGGUGAAUUCUUUGGCUUGGCAACCGUUUCAUAUGGACAGUGAAUGUAGGUUGUUGGCUAGUGCUGGAAAAGAUACCACAGUGAGGAUAUGGGAUACGAUAACUUAUCAGACAGUACGAGUUUUGUCAGGACAUACAGCGUCAGUGACUUGUUUGAGGUGGGGAGGAGCUGGAUACAUUUAUACUGGGUCGCAGGUAAGUUUGUGCAUUAUUAUAUUGUUUUAGGUAUUAUUUUGUAUUUUUAGGUAAGUAUAACAUUUAAAAUGACUUUAAUAUCUAUUUUUUGUAUUAUUUCAAAAAUAUGAUAAAAUUUUACGGAACACAACCAAGUUUACAAUUCCAGGACAGAACAGUAAAAGUGUGGAAAGCGGAUACAGGCUCACAUUACCGUUCCUUGACCGGACACGCCCAUUGGAUCAACACUUUGGCUUUGAAUGUGGACUAUGUGUUAAGAACUAAGUCUCUUGAUAAAGAUAGCGAUCAGGCGUCAGUUACAGAUGCAGAAAGUGCUUUACAACGAUACGUUAAAGUGACAAAAGGUACCACUGAGAAGCUGGUUUCUGGCUCUGAUGACUUUACUUUGUUCUUGUGGGAUCCCAUUAACAACAAACAGUCGAUUUCAAGGCUUACUGGGCAUCAACAGCUAGUCAAUCAGGUAGGUUGGUCUUUUUGAAUAACUUUUUCUAAUAUUCGAGCCAAUUUUAAACCCGUGUUGACAGACAAAGUAAAUGGCUCAGAAAUAUCUAUACGACAUCUUAAAGUUCGCUUAUCUGAAUAACGUAGUUUUGUAAUUUUAGGUAGUAUUUUCGCCUGACACCCGGCUAAUUGCUUCCGCCAGCUUUGACAAGUCGAUUCGAAUAUGGUGUGGCCAGACCGGUCGAUUCUUGAAGACACUGCGAGGCCAUGUUCAAGCCGUCUAUCAAGUCGCCUGGUCUGCUGACAGUCGACUGUUAGUGUCUGGCUCAGCCGACUCCACUUUGAAGGUUUGGUCGAUGAAGAACAAAGGACUAAUGAUUGAUCUACCUGGGCAUGGAGCAGACGUCUUUGCCGUAGAUUGGAGUCCGGAUGGAGAAAGAGUGGUGAGCGGAGGGAAAGAUUGUGUUUUGAAAUUGUGGAGGCAGUAG
Bursaphelenchus okinawaensis is the source of this 1946-nucleotide messenger RNA. Lineage: Eukaryota; Metazoa; Nematoda; Chromadorea; Rhabditida; Aphelenchoididae. The record is from the annotation of a GenBank genome assembly.